Somion occarium is the source of this 2469-nucleotide messenger RNA. NCBI's taxonomy places the organism in Eukaryota, Fungi, Basidiomycota, Agaricomycetes, Polyporales, Cerrenaceae. The record is from the annotation of a GenBank genome assembly.
AGUACACGAUCUUAAUUCCCUGUUUGUUUUUCUAAGGCUCCGCAACAUGGGUCAAAAUUUGCGUGACGAUACCUGAGUCAUUCUGGCUUCCAAGAAAAAUAGACAGUGGUCCAAUCGGUCCUCAUAUGGAUCAAGAGGCUGUUGCCAUACAAAGCCAAACAAGCCUAAGUGUGCCGUCUCACCUCCAAAUGAGUCUAAAUCUUUGCUGCCAGGCCACUUUGACCAUCCCAGCACCAAACCUCGCAUCUGCCAUUACCUUAAGAUGAAUCUUCUUACCUGCGUAAUCGUUCCCCAUGAUGUACCCUGACAUUUUAUCAGGAUUCACACACUGCCAAAUCAUGGAUGCUAGAUCGGCUGUGCAUAGGAGCCGAUGCAUCGCUAUGCAAAUCUUAACACUAGUACCUCGCUCGGUAACAUCGUACUCAGCCCACCUGUUGCUUACUACUUUCUCUCCUUGUAUCUGGGAUGCUGGUCUCAGGGUCUAUAUUGGAAGUUCUACGUGUAUCGAAUGACCCAUUAGUUUGGCGCCUGCUGAUACACCAACGGAUAACAUCAUCCUAUGCGAGAGCUCAGAUUCUCUCCUUUCGAGGAGAAACCGCUGUACUCGCCAUGGAGAAGAUACUUCAAAUACUCAACGAAAGACAGUUACCUUAUCAGGACCGUUUUACCUUGCGUCGUCUACUUCUACAACUCUCUAGGGCUUCUUCGCGCAUUCCAUCAUCUCUGUAUCUGAAUGAUGUUGAAUGUGAAGAGAGGGAUGCGAUUGCAGGGGGCGGUUUUGCGGAUAUAUUCCGCGCGACCCAUCAAUCAAAACCAGUUGCCUUAAAGAGGUUACGAACGUUUCGAAAUCAACCCCAAAGUGCAGAGAACCACUUGAAUCUCCUGCGUGAAGCAAUGGUUUGGCAACAGCUCGUCCAUCCAUUGAUCUUGCCCUUCCUUGGUAUAGACAACAAUACAUUCUCGCCAUACUACUGUCUCGUUUCUCCAUGGAUGCACCAAGGCAACAUUAUUGAAUAUAUCAAAACUGACCUGUCCAAAAGCAAUUCCUCUUCCGAGUGCAUACCCUUGGGGCAUUGGUUUGCGGAGAUAGCAGAAGGAUUGCAAUAUCUUCACGAUCAGCAUAUAAUUCACGGUGAUUUGCGUGGCGCAAACAUCUUAAUGGGUGCGGACAAACGUAUACGAAUUGCAGACUUUGGUCUGGCUCGAUUCGCGGAAAGUAGCUCUGCUAGCCUGGGUUCUCAGUCUGGAGGUGCCGUCCGAUGGUUGGCUCCGGAAGUCGUCCAGGGAUCGAGGGCGUCAUUUAUGAGUGAUUCAUACGCAUUUGGAUGCGUCUGGCUUGAGAUAUAUACACUACGUCAUCCAAUGUCUGAGAUACCCUCAGACCACCAGGUUUACGCACUCAAAAUGCGCAAUGUUCAUCCCCAAUGGCCAAAGCCAACUUCUGAACCGCGAAUGAAGCUCCAGCUAGACAAUUGGUCUUUUGUGCGACAGUGUUGGGAGGACCUUCCGUCCGCGCGGCCAAGUGCGGAGUCCCUUCUAAAGUCAUGUCGUGUUGACGACUGGGGAAUGGAUUCCAUCUCGUCUGCUUCGGAGCAUGACUUUGACAUGCUUCAGACAUCCAGUGACGUUCACAUUGACCCAGUAGAUCCUCCCAACCCCUCCUCAUCCCCAUGGUCAUCAGGGCUAAAAAUACUGGCUCUUGCGCCUUCGCAUCCUCCUCCUUUUGUGACUCCCCCAACGACAACCUCAUUGACGCCGGAAAUUCGUUCCCUCGCGCGGACCUCCCAGCCCCCUUCGACGCACAGAUCUUCGGGGAGUUCUAUAUUCUCUUUCGUGUCUGUUAAAGCACCCUCUGUCAACAGUAUGUCAACCGCUAUCACCACUACGACCUCGUCCUCGGGCCGUUUCUCUUUCAUUUCGGUGGCUUCAUCUGGCUACAUGGCUGAACCAAUGCCAUCAAAAAUGCUGGAGGAAAUUCGAGAAAAAGACCUAUGCAAUGAAGAAGGUGCGAAGGAGGCAAGAAGGGGGAUCCGUGCUCAUGCCUGUGACGUUGGUGAUUGUCGGCGUCGCUUUAUCACCAUUGCUGAGCUGCGAUAUCACCAUCAACAUGCUGAUCACGGAACUGGGAUGGAUGCGUCACCUUUGACUGGUUAACACCAGUGUCUGCGACUGCACUUCUCGAACAUCAGGUGAUUAUGAUAUAAACACAAGCAUAAGUGUUCCGGACUCAGAGUCAUCCCUCUAGCAGAAUGGCAGUAUGUUGGACGUUGGAAUGUAUCUGAAUCUUCCCCUUCCCAAUGCUGGCUCAGCGUCCCGUUUCAAGUACUUGUCGGACUCCGCGGUCAUCUGUUACACCCCUUUAAGCGCAUUCUAUGACUGCCGGAUACUUAUGAUCGCUCCUUCGAUGAACCCUUUGCACUCUGUCGUUAGGCUUAUAUGCUAAGAUGUACAAGAAAAAUUUCUGGCCUU